UUGAAUCCCCGGCACACGGGAGGAGGGGAGGUUUUAAUAAACUUGUGUCUGCUCUUUGCUCCGGGGUCCUCAGAGGAAAGAUGCCAGGUACCGUUGCUGGCACUGACAGCGCAAGCAGGAGGGUGCGGAAGCGGCACUCACACCCACGAGAAGCAUAUUCCAGUGUCGAUUUACUCCCCUUUAAGUGCUGCCUAGUUACCAUCUCAUGUAAGAAAUCUCCUGCAUUCCUCCCCUUUAAUCUCCAUUGAUGGUUAGUACCAAACCUGUGUCUAAUCCCCACAGACCUGUAGGAGCCGAACAGGAGAGUCAGAGAACAGUUGCUGCUGCAUUUGUCGUUCCUUGGAGAGACUGUUAAGUGGAGCGGGCAGUGUAUGAGCGCAGAGAGAUCAGACAUGGCAGAGGUGCCUUCCCAUGCCAUACCUUCUGCGGUUCUUGAGUUCCCUGCAUCAACUCUGGAGAAGAUGGGCCGCAUGGAAGAGGAUGACAGCCGCUCCUGGAAGAAGCAGACCAGCAACAUCCGGAAAACAUUCAUCUUCAUGGAGGCACUGGGAUCAGGUGCCUUUUCAGAAGUUUUCUUAGUGAAACAGAAGGCUACUGGCAAGCUGUUUGCUCUGAAGUGCAUCAAGAAGUCUCCUCUCAUUAGGGACUGCAGCUUGGAGAAUGAAAUAGCAGUGCUGAGAAAAAUAAAGCAUGAAAACAUUGUGACUCUGGAAGACAUUUAUGAGAGCGCAACUCACUUCUACCUGGUCAUGCAGCUGGUGUCUGGUGGGGAGUUAUUUGACCGAAUCUUGGAACGAGGUGUUUUUACUGAGAAAGAUGCGAGUGUGGUGAUCAAGCAGGUCUUGGAUGCAGUGAAGUAUCUCCAUGAAAAUGGAAUAGUUCACCGAGACUUAAAGCCAGAAAACCUGCUUUACCUGACUCCUGAAGAGAACUCCAAGAUCAUGAUCACUGACUUCGGCUUGUCUAAAAUGGAGCAGAACGGUAUCAUGUCCACGGCUUGUGGGACUCCAGGAUAUGUUGCUCCAGAGGUCUUGGCCCAGAAACCGUACAGCAAAGCUGUAGACUGCUGGUCUAUAGGCGUCAUUACCUACAUCUUGCUGUGUGGAUACCCUCCUUUCUAUGAAGAAACAGAAUCCAAACUGUUUGAAAAGAUUAAGGAAGGCUACUUUGAAUUUGAAUCUCCCUUUUGGGAUGACAUCUCUGAGUCAGCCAAGCAUUUCAUCAGUCAUUUACUGGAGAAGGAUCCAAACAAGAGGUUUAAUUGCGAAGACGCCCUGAGGCACCCCUGGAUUAAUGGAAAUACAGCCCUUCACCGUGACAUAUACCCAUCUGUCAGUGCUCAGAUUCAGAAAAACUUUGCAAAGAGCAAAUGGAAGCAAGCCUUCAAUGCUGCAGCUGUCGUACACCACAUGAAGAAACUCCACAUGCACUGCCAUGCAGAGGCUGAAACCAGCGUCCCCCUCAUACAAGUGGUGGAAGCAUCCCGACCCGGCAGCCCCUUAGUCACCAACUUAGAGGCUGUCAACCAAGACAAGAACACAUUGCUGCCUCUCAUCCCCAUGUUGGCUUGUCAGAACUCCCCCGCUCAGCUGGACCAAAGCACAGGGGGGACAGAGAGGAAGACACAAGAUUUCUUGGUUAACGGGUUCCUGCCAAUAGACAGUAGCUUGAUCCUGCCAGAAAAUCAGAGCCCUUUUAAUAGAACUUCUUGGGACUGCAGCCCAGCCUGUGUUGGGCAUGAGAAAGCGAAGACGGGCUUCUGCUCUGAUUCAGUGCUUCAUAAAAAAGCUGUCAAAUCCCACCCCUUCAGAUCAGAGGUUCUUGUUCCCAUGAAAUUUGGUACCCGCCCACACUGUGGCACAGGACAAACUGGAGUUUGUUUGAUAAUGUGAUCAGCCAAUCAGCAUGGGGGUCGCCACAUCUUUACUGAAACAGAAGGGCUGUUUUAUUCUUUCUGUGCUUCAGAGCCAGACAUCAAUAAUGCAAGCAGAGAGAGAGGAGACCGGAUCCUGCCAGCAACAGAUGGGGAGCAGUUUUCUCAGGGCAGUGGCCGUUCAUCAGCGAGCUGCCUGAAUGUAGUCCUGAGAUUUCUUCAAUGCAAUGACCUUGAAGUGCAUCUGGAUCAUGAAUACGUGCAGAAGGUGUUUUAGGAAAAGGGAGGUGUGUGGGCAUGAUGCUUCUGCUAGCACCUUCUCAGUGUAUUACACAGUGCUACAGCUUUGUCCUGUGUGUGUUGUGUAGUCGUCCAAUGUGUAACGAGUGUGCUGCACAGCAAAAGUCAUGUAAACCAAAGCCAUACAGAGGUCUAGUCAUUGCCGUCUGGGUCGUUUUUGCAGCCUGUGACCCUUCCUGCUAGGAAGUCUUUUUAUUCCCAAGCUUCAGUAAUUUUAAGUCCAGUAUCAAUUCCCUGCCUUGGCUGUGCAGUUUUUGUUUAAGCUGUAAAAGGCAAGAGCUUACUAGCAUUCUCCAUAUGUCUGAAGAUAACUGCAGCGAGGUCUGAAUUCCCUGCUUCCAAGUCUGUAAUUGUGCAAUAAAUACUGUGCUUAAUAAAGCUGACUUUUGUUUUGUAAAGUGCCUGUUGGUUAUUCAUAGAAAUUAGAGAUGGAAAUGACCUAUUAAAUCCCUUUAGUCCAAUUCCAAUUGCAAAUGCAGACUGGCUACCUGCAAAGCGCUAGGUUGUAAAUAAGCAGGUUGUGGCAGGAAGUCAAACAAGACAUUUUUAACUCAGGCCAAGAGUUCCAAGUUCUAGUGCUUUUAUUUGCAAAACUGUUGAUUUGAUUGCUGAUAAAAUUACCCACUCCUGAGCAUGUCCUUAAAUCUAGUGAUGGCUUUGUUCCUGCCCCUGCUACCUCUCUUUUCAAAGGACAAAAUUAUAGUGUGUUUAAAAUGUUACAAAAGGCCACAUGUGACGAUUAACUCGAAAGGUGAAGUCCAGGUAAAAAAA
This is a messenger RNA of Gavialis gangeticus (Gharial), 2944 nucleotides long. It is a transcript of the gene CAMK1G, whose product is annotated as calcium/calmodulin dependent protein kinase IG. Gene Ontology annotation, cellular component: intracellular anatomical structure. The transcript is spliced from 14 exons. Lineage: Eukaryota; Metazoa; Chordata; Crocodylia; Gavialidae. Bases 372 to 1892 code for a protein of 506 amino acids. The record is from RefSeq and is a predicted model, not a curated record. Gene Ontology annotation, biological process: peptidyl-serine phosphorylation. Gene Ontology annotation, molecular function: calcium/calmodulin-dependent protein kinase activity; ATP binding; calmodulin binding.